Molecule: messenger RNA, 7526 nt
Organism: Paramormyrops kingsleyae
Lineage: Eukaryota; Metazoa; Chordata; Actinopteri; Osteoglossiformes; Mormyridae
Source: RefSeq, a predicted model, not a curated record
GAUGCGGUCAGGUAGAAAGCAGAGCGCCUCGUCUCGGGAUUUCGCUGGAGCAGCGGCAGGCUUUUACAGAUCACGUCUUCCUUAAACCACUGCCUUUUUAAAGUUUGCAUUACAGAAAUCAGUUGCUCUGUUUUUUGUAUGCAAUAUUGUUUCUUUAUCCGUUUUUUUAUUUCACAUUGUGUUUGAUGCCAGGCGUUAAUUUACAGUUUGAAAUGCAAAUUAGAGAAAGGAGUGUGAUGAGGAAGAUUGUUCGCCUGGCUGUUAAUUUGCCAUUGCAGGGAAGUUAAUAAUAAAUUGAAUUUCAGGCGUCCUUGCUUAGGCAGCACCGUUUCAGGGGUAAACUGUAUGGGAAAAGGUUUCAGUCUCUGGACUCCUCGAUUGUAUGCAACUUAUUACGAAUAAUUGGUCUGAACGGUGCUUUUGAUUGCGGGUUGAUUUUUUUUUAAUACAAACAAAUCUGAUUGCGAUGUAGUUACUAUUUUUAUUCGUGUUUCGUAACGAGGAGGCACAUGGAAAGGUUUUCUCUAUCAUGUCUGAGGACAGGGCAGGGGAUUAGUAUGCGGAUUAUGUUUUGGUGGUUGUACUAAUUUGCUUUAAUGACAGUUUUUCCCGUUAAAAUUUCCGUCUAAUCUAGAUCUAAUUUUAGUUGUUUUCUACUCGUUUGAAAGAAAAGUUUUAGAAAAGUUUUUAUUUAAUUCGUAACCUAGUUUAAUUAGGAAAUCGAUAAGGAAAAGAAAAUUUCUUAGUACAUUUUUCUAUCAUUUCUUUAACACAAUCUAUAAGCAAUAUAUACAGAAAAUGAAACAUUUAAGAAAUAAGUAUACAGUUGUACAAAGGGGAGAUUUUCAGUUGCACGAAUGAAGCACAUACUUUGUAAUUUGUACCAAGAUUUAAUGCCAAGUUAAGGUAAGACCAUACAGUUCUGAGAAUAUCGUUUAGGCUGUGGUUGGGCUGCAGCUUUGACAGUUAGAUAGGUUUGAGGGCUGUGAAAUGGCAGACAGGACAGCUCCGCGCUCCCAGCUCAGACUGCAGUGGAUAUAUGGCUACAGGGGACACCAGUGCCGCAACAACCUGUACUACACGGCCAGCAAGGAGGUGGUGUACUUCGUGGCUGGGGUUGGCGUGGUUUACAGCACCAGGGACCACAGCCAGAAGUUUUUCCUGGGUCACAAUGAUGACAUUAUCAGUCUGGCUUUGCACCCAGACAGAGUGCAGGUGGCCACCGGGCAGGUUGGGAAGGACCCGUUUAUAUGCAUAUGGGACAGUCACACGGUGCAGACGCUGUCCAUCCUGAAAGACGUGCACACCCACGGUGUGGCCUGCCUGGCUUUCCACUCUGACGGGCAGAGGUUGGCCUCUGUGGGCCUUGAUGCCAAGAACACGGUGUGUGUGUGGGACUGGAGGAGAGGCAGGGUGCUGGCCUCAGCCACCGGUCAUGUGGACAGGUUCUGGUCUCUCUGUGGAAAUGCACUGACCCCCAAAAGGGGUGUCUUUGGGAAGAUGGGGGACCUGCAGACCAUCCUGUGCCUGGCCUGUGCCAAGGACGAAGUGACAUACUCAGGGGCACUGAAUGGGGACAUCUAUGUGUGGAAGGGGCCCAAUCUGAUGCGCACCUUGCAGGCCGCGCAUGGGGCGGGGAUUUUCAGCAUGUACGCUUGUGAGGAGGGCUUUGCGACCGGCGGACGUGAUGGCUGCAUACGCCUGUGGGACGUGGACUUCAAGCCCAUCACUAAAGUGGACCUGAGGGAGACCGAGCACGGGUACAAAGGCCUCUCCAUUCGCAGUGUGUGCUGGAAGGCAGAUCGCAUCCUGGCAGGCACCCAAGACAGUGAGAUCUUCGAGGUGAUGGUGCAGCACCGCGACAAGCCACUGCUCAUCAUGCAGGGCCACUGCGAGGGCGAGCUCUGGGCACUGGACGUGCACCCAAAACAGCCACUGGUGGCCACCGGCAGCGACGACCGCUCAGUGCGCCUGUGGAGCCUGACGAGCCGGACGCUGGUCGCACGCUGUAACAUGCCGCAGGCAGUGCGCAGUGUGGCCUUCAGCGGUGACGGCGUGCAGCUGGCUCUGGGUAUGAAGGACGGCUCCUUCACGGUGCUCCGAGUCAGGGACAUGACAGAAGUGGUCCACAUCAAAGACAGGAAGGAGGUGAUCCACGAGAUAAAGUACUCUCCUGAUGGCACGUACCUGGCCGUGGGCUCCAACGACGGCGUGGUCGACAUCUACUCUGUGUCGCAGCGCUUCAAGAAGGUGGGCGAGUGCAGCAGGUCAUGCAGCUUCAUCACGCACCUGGACUGGUCUAUGGACAGCAGGUUCCUGCAGACCAACAGCGGCGCAGGGGAGCGGCUCUGCUACAAGAUGCCGGCUGGGAAGCAUCUGCUCUCCAAAGAGGAGAUGAAGGUGGUACACUGGGGGACCUGGUCCUCAGUACUUGGAGCUGAGGUGAACGGGAUUUGGCCCAAGUACACCAACGUCAACGACAUCAACUCUGUGGAUGCCAACUACGAGAGCGCUGUUCUGGUGACGGGGGAUGAUUUUGGUCUAGUCAAGCUUUUCCGGUUCCCCUGUGUGAAAAAAGGUGCAAAAUUCAAGAAGUAUAUUGGCCACUCUGCCCAUGUGACCAAUGUGCGCUGGUCACAUGACCUACAGUGGGUGCUGAGCACUGGUGGGGCGGACCACUCGCUCUUCCAGUGGAGGUUCCUGCCCGAGGGGAUCAUGAACGGUGUCUUAGAACCACUUCUCCAAGAGGGCUACGCCAACUCCAACAGCGAGGAGUCCGACUCCGAACAGUCUGACGUUCCCGAGCUGGACUCGGAUAUUGAGCAAGAGGCGCAGAUGAGUUACGAGCGCCAGGUCUACAAGGAUGACCUUCCUCAGCUGAAGCAGCAGAGCCAGGAGAAGAAUGAGCUGACUGGUUUGCUGAGACGCCAGAAGGCACCAGAAGAGGGCCUCCGUCUGAAGUUUGUUCAUGGGUACAGGGGCUCUGACUGCAGGAACAACCUGUUCUACACGCAGGGCGGCGAGGUGGUGUACCACGUUGCUGCAGUGGCCGUCGUCUAUAACAGGGAGCAGCACACACACCGUUUCUAUCUGGGCCACAACGAUGACAUCCUGAGCCUGGUCAUACACCCCCUCAAAGACUACGUGGCUACUGGACAGGUUGGCCGCGACGCCACUAUCCAUAUCUGGGAUGUUCAGACCCUGAAGUGCCUGUCGCUCCUCAAAGGUCAGCACCAAAGAGGGGUGUGUGCGCUGGACUUCACAGCAGAUGGGAAGAACUUGGUGUCUGUAGGCAUUGAUGACAGUCACACCAUUGUUAUCUGGGACUGGAAGAAGGGAGAGAAACUGGCGUCCACUAGGGGGCACAAGGAGAAGCUGUUUGUAGUGAAGUGUAACCCCUUCCGCAUGGACAAGCUGGUGACCGUGGGCAUGAAGCACAUCAAGUUCUGGAGCCACGCAGGUGGGGGCUUGACCUGCAAGCGGGGCCUGUUUGGAAACCUGGGCAAGCUGGAGACCAUGAUGUCGGUGUGCUAUGCGCGCUCAGAGGAGCUGGUGUUCUCUGGGGCAGCCACGGGAGACGUGUACGUGUGGAAGGAGACCUCGCUCAUAAAGACCCUGAAGGCACAUGACGGGCCCGUCUUCGCCAUGUACUCCCUGGACAAGGGAUUUGUAACCGGAGGCAAAGAUGGGGUGGUGGAACUUUGGGAUGACAUGUUCGACAGGUGUCUGAAGACCUACCCCAUAAAGAGAGCGGCACUGUCCCCCGCAUCCAAAGGGCUGCUGCUGGAGGAUAACCCCUCUAUCCGUGCCAUUACUGCAGGGCGGGGCCAUAUCCUGGUGGGAACCAAGAAUGGAGAGAUACUGGAAAUCGACAAAAGUGGCCCCAUGACUCUGCUGGUUCAAGGUCACAUGGAAGGGGAGGUGUGGGGCCUGGCCGCCCACCCUCUGCUCCCCCUGUGUGCCACCGUGAGUGACGACAGGACGCUGCGCAUCUGGGAGCUGUCUAACCACCGCAUGGUGGCAGUGCGUAAGCUGAAGAAAGGAGGAAGGUGCUGUGCCUAUUCCCCAGAAGGCAAAGUCUUAGCGGUGGGCCUCAACGAUGGCAGUUUCCUAGUGGUAAACGCCGAUACCCUGGAGGACAUGGUCACGUUCCACCACAGACGGGAGAUGAUCUCCGAUAUCAGGUUCUCAGAAGGUUCUGGAAAAUACCUUGCAGUGGCUUCCCAUGACUCCUUUGUGGAUAUCUACAAUGUUCUGACCAGCAAGAGAGUGGGCAUCUGCAAAGGGGCCUCCAGCUACAUUCGCCAUAUUGACUGGGACGUCCGGGGAAAAUUGCUGCAAGUUAAUUCAGGUGCCAAAGAACUGCUAUUCUUCGAAGGCCCCAGAGGGAAAAGACAGACACUCCCAUCUCCUGAGAUAGAGAAAAUCGAAUGGGCGACCUGGACCUCCGUGCUGGGGCCCUCGUGCGAGGGCAUCUGGUCCAUUCACUGUGACAUCAACGCCACAUCCCUCACCAAAGAUAAAAAGCUGCUUGCUACCGGCGACGACUUUGGCUUCGUGAAGCUGUUUGCAUACCCAGCCAAGGGUCAGUCUGCCAAGUUUAAGAAGUACAUAGCUCACAGCGCCCAUGUGACCAACGUGCGCUGGUCACAUGACGACACCUCACUGCUGACCGUGGGCGGGUCCGACACAGCCCUCAUGAUCUGGGCCCGGGAGCCUUCUGGGAACUGGGAGAACAAGCCAGUGGACAGCGAGGAGUCGGACGCAGACGCAGAAGAGGAUGGGGGGUAUGACAGUGACGUGGCCCGCGAGAGAAGCCCCGCCUACACCCCCAAGGUGUCUGCGGCCAGCGUCCGGGAGAUGUGUGGCGUCAAGCCACCCCAGCAGCAGCGGGAUGUGAUACUGGAGGAGAGGCUUCCUGUCAGCAGAGCCACCCCGCUGCCUGAUAAACUGCAGAAGAACAAUGUUACCAAGAAGAAAAGGCUGGUGGAGGAUCUGGAGCUGGAGCACGUGUUUGGAUACAGGGGAUUCGACUGCCGAAAUAACCUUCACUACCUGAACGACGGCGCUGACAUCAUCUUCCACAUGGCCGCGGUGGCUGUGGUACAGAACCUCAGUACAGCGGCUCAGAGCUUCUACCUGGAGCAUACAGACGACAUCCUUUGCCUGACUGUGAACCAGCAUCCCAAGUUUCAGAACAUUAUAGCCACUGGACAGAUAGGUGAUGCCCCAGAGCCACCAGGCACCACCCCAUCCAUCCAUGUGUGGGACGCCGCCACCAAGGAGACCCUGUCAAUCCUGCGCUGUCCGCAUGGCAAGGCCGUCAGCUAUGUCAGCUUCAGUGCCACGGGGAAGCUGCUGCUGUCCGUGGGGGUGGAGCCUGAACACACCAUCACAGUGUGGCGGUGGCAGGAAGGAGCCAGAGUCACCAGCAAAGCUGGCCACGUCGACAGAAUCUUUGUGGUGGAGUUCAGGCCUGAUUCCGACACGCAGUUUGUGUCCGUGGGGAUCCGGCACAUCAAGUUCUGGACCUUGGCGGGAGGGUCUCUGAUCUACAAGAAGGGCGUCUUUGGCUGCCUGGAGAAUGGCAAGAUGCAGACCAUGCUGUCAGUGGCCUUUGGUGCUAAUAACCUCACAUUCACGGGUGCCAUUAACGGCGACGUGUACGUGUGGCGUGAGCACCUGCUGGCGCGAGUCGUGGCCAAGGCGCACACUGGGCCGGUGGUCAGCAUGUACACCACGCUGAGGGACGGGCUCAUCGUCACCGGGGGCAAGGAGAGGCCCACUAAGGAGGGUGGGGCGGUGAAGCUGUGGGACCAGGAGCUGAAGCGUUGCAGGGCCUUCCAGCUGGAGACGGGCCAGCCGGUGGAGAACGUGAGGUCUGUGUGCCGGGGGAAGGGGAAGAUACUAGUAGGAACAAAGGAUGGAGAGAUCAUGGAAAUUGGAGAGAAGAACGCAGCCUGUAACCUCAUGACCAAUGGACACACGGAGGGAAGGAUAUGGGGUCUCGCCGCCCACCCUUCCAAAGACAUGUUCAUCUCAGCCAGCGAUGACGGGACCAUCCGCAUCUGGGACCUGGCUGACAAGAAACUGCUGAAUAAAGUGAGCCUUGGCCACCCAGCCAAAUGUGUGAGCUACAGCCCAGACGGCGAGAUGGUGUCUGUCGGCAUGAACAACGGCGAGUUCAUUGUCCUCACGGUCAGCUCGCUCACUGUGUGGGGCAAGAAGCGCGACCGCAGUGUCUGCAUCCAGGACGUCCAGUUCGGUCCGGACAGCAAGCUGCUGGCAGUGGGCUCGCUGGAGAACACGGUGGAUUUUUAUGACCUGACGCUUGGCCCCUCGCUCGGCCGCAUCGGCUACUGCAGGGACAUCCCCAGCUUCGUCAUCCAGAUGGACUUCUCUGCUGACGGAAGAUACCUCCAGGUGUCCACAGGAUGCUACAAGCGUCAGGUGCAUGAGGUCCCCACAGGGAAAGUGGUAUCAGAGCCGUCUGUUACAGACAAAAUCACAUGGGCCUCCUGGACCAGCACCCAAGGAGAUGAUGUGCUGGGAAUCUGGCCCCACAAUGCGGAAAAGGCCGAUGUGAUCUGCGCCUCCGUCUCCUGCUCCGGCCUCAACGUGGUCACGGGAGACGACUUCGGCCUCGUCAAGCUGUUUGACUUUCCAUGCACUGAGAAGUUUGCCAAACACAAGCGGUACGUCGGCCACUCAGCUCAUGUGACCAAUGUUCGUUUCUCCUACGAUGACAAAUAUGUGAUCAGCGCUGGGGGUGAUGACUGCAGUGUUUUUGUGUGGAAAUGCCUGUAGUGACUCCGGCCUUGUGCUACAGCGUCUGUCCCUGGCAGCACAGCGACAUCACAGGAGGACACGCUGAUGAAUACCUCGAUUUUACGCAGAUGUGCCAUGUCGGGCUCCUGACGGGACAGAGGUCUCCCCGUGUUUGCUGCCAUUAUAAAUCACAAAGUAUUUCCCUAGCCAGUAAAAACCUCAAGUUUACGUUUCACUUCACAGAAGGCUGACAGGACCUGUUAAGGGGCAGUGUCUUGGGCAGAUAAAUUCACCUACCUGCUGUACCAAAACUACUGUUUUCAUCAGUAGAUAAGUGCCUUUAAAAAGUAAAAGUGAUUUUUAUAUGUUUAAAACUCAGUAUAAGAAAUCAUUGUGAGGUGUAUUUUGGUGCUAUCAAAUAUUAAACUGAGGGCUAUAAUGAGUUUCAUCAUAGAGACAUAAAACCUCAGAAGCCUUUUCAGGCAUGUGUACUGUUGUUUUGGGGGUGAAGAGCAAUGAAUAGCAACCUACAGUCUAUGUUAGAUGUGUUUCAGUAUACGUCAACGGAUGUGUAGAAGUACAUUUGAUUAUAAAAUUAGAUUAAGAAAAGUAUUAAUGUGAUGACCAAGUUCCUAUCCCUAUAACAUAUACAGUGGUACCUUGGUUCUCGAACUUAAUCCGUUCCGGACUCCGGAUCGAAUCCUAAAAAGUUCUGAUUGAAUUUUUCCCAUAAGAAAUAAUGGGAAACCAAUUAAUUG